Harpia harpyja (harpy eagle) is the source of this 2276-nucleotide messenger RNA. It is a transcript of the gene VPS9D1, whose product is annotated as VPS9 domain containing 1. Gene Ontology annotation, cellular component: endocytic vesicle; cytosol. The transcript is spliced from 15 exons. The record is from RefSeq and is a predicted model, not a curated record. Lineage: Eukaryota; Metazoa; Chordata; Aves; Accipitriformes; Accipitridae. Gene Ontology annotation, molecular function: small GTPase binding; guanyl-nucleotide exchange factor activity. Gene Ontology annotation, biological process: vesicle-mediated transport. Bases 10 to 2082 code for a protein of 690 amino acids.
GCCGCCGCCAUGGCCGCGGCGGGCGGCGAGGGACCCGGGGCGGGCCGGGCCCUGCAGACCGCCAUGAGGACGGCGAGCGGCGCCCUGGAGAUGGACAGCGCCGGGCGGCCGCGGGAGGCCUACAUGGAGUACCUGAGGAGCAUCGCCUUCAUCGCCCAGGCCCUGCAGGAGGAGGCGGCAGGGGCAGACGGGGGUGAGGGGGUCACCCCCGACACCCCGAAGAUGCUGAAGCUGGCGGAGCAGUGCCUGGAGAGGGUCAAGUCCAUCGCGGCGGCGCUGGGGAAAGCCCAGGCAAAACCGGCUGCGCAGGAGCGGAGCGGCGGCCCUGCUCCCCUCCCCAGGCAUCGCAGGGUCUUCUCGGACGAGGGGGGGAAGCUCUCUCCUUUCCUGCCGCCGGAGAUCUUCCAGAAGCUGCAGAUCGCCGAGGCGCAGAGCGCGCGGAAGGAGCUGACGCCGCUGGAGGAGGCGUCUCUGCAGAACCAGAAGCUGAAGGCUGCCUACGAGGCACGGGUGGCACGGCUGAACCCCAGCCAGGCCCUGCAGAAGACCUCCCUGGCAAGUGGGGAGCGCCGACGGGGGGGAGGCCGGGGAGGGAGGGCUGCUGCUGGCGGGCUGGGAGGGGAGAGGGUCCCUGUGGUCCCUGGGGGACCCCCUGCUCCAUGCCGGCCACACUGGUGGCCGUGGGCUUUGGGCAGGUGUCCCCAACACGUCUCCUGCUCCACAGACCCUGUCCCUGCAGCGGCAGAUGAUGGAGAACCUGGUGAUCGCCAAGGCCCGGGAGGAGACCCUGCAGCGGAAAAUGGAGGAGCGGCGGCUGCGGCUGCAGGAGGCUGCCAACAGGAGAUUCUCCAGCAGCGUGGCCCUCACCCCCGAGGAGCAGGAGCAGAGAGCCCUCUACGCCGCCGUCCUCGAGUACGAGCAGGACCACGACUGGCCGAGGCAAUGGAAGGCCAGGCUGAAGCGGAGCCCGGCGGACCUCUCCCUGGUGUCGGGGCUCUUCUCCUGCCUCCUCAGCUUCCCCGAGCACCCCAUCGCCCAGCUCCUGCGGCAGCUGCAGUGCGCGGUGUACGCCCGCCUCUACCCGGCCGUCAGCCAGGGCACCGCCGAUGCCGCCCCUGCCUCCCCCACCGGCCUCUCCUUCCUCUCGCUGGAUGCCGGGGGCUCGCUGCCCGCCGAGCCGGGGGGCCGCCGGCUCCGAGCCUCCCGCAGCCUCCACUGCAUGUUCUCUGUGCCCGAGCACGGCCCGGCCGGGCUGCGGCACAGCCUGUCCAGCACGCCCCUCGCCGACGGCGGCCCCGGCACCCCGAAGGCGGAGAGCGGCUGGCCGGGGCCGGCGGCAGCCCCCCAGACCCCCCGGGAGAGCUCCUUCGAGGACCUGGAGCGGUUCCUAGCAUCGCCCGAGAGCUGGGCCCCCGGGGAGCCCCCGGCCGGCCCCGGGCAGGAGGCGGCACUGCCGGAGCAGCUGAAGGGCAUCGUGCGGGACAUCCACAACGCCAUCGGCUGCUGUCCCUGACGCUGCUGGCCUUCGAGGGGCUGAACACCGCCGCCGGCAAGGACCAGUGUCUCGCCUGCCUGGAGGAAGCCUUCUUCCCCCCGCUCUGGGCCCCGCUGCUGGCCCUCUACAGGAGCGUGCACCGGCCCCGCGAGGCGGCCCUGGCCCGGAGCAUGGAGCGGCACCGGCACGCCGGCCCCGCCGACAUGGGGCUGUCCUCCCGGCUCUUCCCGACGGCCCCCGGCUGCCCGGCGUACGGCUCCGCCGUCAAGGACCUGCGCCUCAUCCCGCUGGAGACCUGUCCCCGCAGGAAGCUGGAGUGCAUCGUGCGAGCCCUGCGCGGCAUCUGCGAGUGUGCCGAGGAAUACUGCGGCUCCCGGGACAGCCGGACCCCCGCCUCUGCCGCCAUCGGGGCGGACGACCUGCUGCCCAUCCUGUCCUACGUGGUGCUGCAGACGGGGCUGCCCCAGCUGCUGUCCGAGUGUGCCGCCCUGGAGGAGUUCAUCCACGAGGGGUACCUGAUCGGGGAGGAGGGGUACUGCCUGACGUCCCUGCAGAGCGCCCUGUCCUACGUGGAGUCCCUGCAGUGAGGAGGCGGCAGCGGGGGGGGGGGGGGGACACACACACCCCCUCUCCCCGCCACCCACGGCCAGGAUGUGCGCGGGCUCGGCGCUGCGGCAGGAGGAGUUCCACCGGCAGGAGUACCGGCAGGAGUACCGGCGCUGCCUGGAGCGGGAGUUCCGUCAGGGCCGCGCCGGGCCCUGCUCCGACCCCUCCUUCGGGG